Haliotis rufescens (red abalone) is the source of this 20120-nucleotide messenger RNA. RefSeq lists its product as uncharacterized. Gene Ontology annotation, molecular function: zinc ion binding; DNA binding; histone H3K4 methyltransferase activity. Gene Ontology annotation, cellular component: nucleus; histone methyltransferase complex. The record is from RefSeq and is a predicted model, not a curated record. Bases 6 to 13316 code for a protein of 4436 amino acids. NCBI's taxonomy places the organism in Eukaryota, Metazoa, Mollusca, Gastropoda, Lepetellida, Haliotidae. The transcript has 31 exons. Gene Ontology annotation, biological process: positive regulation of DNA-templated transcription.
GCAACAUGGCGCGGCUACGAUUUCCAGGCCGUCCAGGAUAUAGAUUCGAUCGGUUAGGUGUCAAAUACGGUGCCGAUGAAGCUAGGAAUGUAAACGAUCCAAGUCUUGCAAUUGUUGCAUACAUUCACCAUGGAUUACGCCAAUUUAGAGAACUUUUCGGAGAAUCCGACGAGGAAGAAGACUUCGAUGGCUUUACAGCAAAGGAUGUACGAUACGGGGAAAAGAAAAUGGAGCGGGCCACGUCGGAUCUUAUCAAACAGUUGUUCAACUCGGAGGAGAAGGAAGCCGAAAGAAGCCCAGCACCCAGGACCAAAACAACGCGAUUCAGUCGUACACGAGCCGGCCUGGAGACUCUCCCCCCCUCAGAACGAAGUGGGGGCAGGAUCAAAGCAGUCGUGCGGAAGUCCUGCCACGAGUGGGUGAAAGGGGGGCUGGCCAAAUCGCCCAAGUCUCACGUGUCGGCAUCGGUUAAAGAAGUCCAACGCAUGAAGCUGCCGAAAGAUGGACAACCGAAGAGAAUCGUCCGAGGGAAGCGUUUUGUGAUAGGUCAGAGAAAAGAAAAUGUCAAGUUUAAGAAGCCAGCACUGACAGUGAAAUUAAAAUCUUUUGAUCCGUCCAAGAGUCCCAAACCUCGAGGUCGCCCGCCAAGGGUCAAUAAGGUGAAAACUGAAAUUAUAAAUAAAGUGGUGGAAAAAGUUCCCCGAAAAGUUGGGAGGCCUCGGAAAACAGGUAUUCCAGAAAAAGAGGUUAGGAAAAAAUUACCCGUUAAGGUUGUGUGUGUUCCGAAAACAAAGCAGACGGACAAGAAGAGGGCGAAACAACUGCUGGAGAAGGCUAAGAAAGGCCGAACCACCUUACAGAGUAGGGUGUCUCAACCAAUCAAACCGAAAUCGGAUCCCAACGUGGUCCAUGUCCCGAAACCGAAGAAGGAGUUUGUGUUGCCCACUGUGAGUUCAAGGUCGUCGCGUGUCAUCAUUCCGAACAAACGUUUCAUCGAGGAAGAUGGGUAUUAUGGAAAGGUUUGGAAGAAACCGAAACUGGACAAGUCUCCAGACGUCUCUCUCACUUCUCCCAAGGCCAAAGAUGGGAGUGGUAAGAAGACGAAAGACACGCCUGGCGUUAAAGCGGCGAAAACACCCGAGAAAGGAGUCGGAAGUGAUGGGAAAGAUAAGACACCUUCACGCAAAAAGAACUCCGACAAUUUUGCUAGUCCUGAUGUUGUAAUGAGCCCCAUUUUGCAUCCCAAGGGAGGCAACUCUGUCUCACUCUUCUCUUCGGUUGUGGCGGGGAAGAUGAAAAAGGACAAGUCGUUGAUAGUCGAAGGAAAGCGGCAGCGGAAACCAAGUCUAAAGAUGCGGAUGAGGAAGGGGGAGAUACCGCGGGGGAUGCUGUUGGACAUGGACGAGUCUUCCUCUGCUAGUCAGGAAAGCUCUCAAGGAUCCUCCGAAAACUCCUCUAAAUCGGUUGAUCUGUUUCCCAAGUCUGUGAGUGCCUCUACUGGCGUGAGCGUGUUUAGCCGGGCAGGGCCGAUGUCGCUGGGCAAGGGGGGACAGGACACGCUGGCAGCUAAACGCAGCGGGGACAACAUCCUCCGGAAAGCUAAACUGCAGCUGAACAGAGUCGCAGUGAACCGGUCGAAAGCAGCUCUAGCCAGAUCUCUGAAGGCACAGAUGAAGAAGGAGGCCAAACUCCAGAGGCAGCAACUACGAAAGAAAUCUUCGUUCUCCCCUCAGUCGCCAACCUCCCCCUUGGCACUGUCGCCGAUAUCUGGUACCCGAGCUUUCAUUGACGGUCCUGGCAGUCCGCCACGUCCUCUGUUUGAUAAUAAUAAUCUACCUCUGUCUCCUGACAAUGAAAAAUCAGCUAAGGAGAAGAUAACUCCUGUCAAACGUGGUUCCCAUAUAUCCCCCAAAGUCAUGUCAUCUCUUGCCGCCAAGUUGGCCACGUCUGCACAACAGGAAGUGGAGGUCGUCAUGGAGGGGGAAGAAAAGCCAGUAGAGGGGGGCACCGACGGCCGUAGCGGUGGCGGCGGCGGGCCACGCAUCAAGCAUGUGUGUCGGCGGGCAGCUAUGGUUAUACGCAAGCCGGUGGCGAAGUUCCCAUCUCCGCCGUCGUUGCGACUGAGUGCGCUCCCAAGUCUGGAGAAGGAAAAGAUGCUGCUUGAAGAGAGCAAGGCACAGAGAGAGAGAGAGUCGUCGGAUGACGAGCGCCCCAUGGAGGAGAUUAUCCGCAACGCCGCCACCCAGGAGUCCCAUGUCAUCAAGAAGUCGCCGGUCAAGUCCCACGCAGCCACCUAUCCCUUCACCAAGACGGGGCGCCGGCGGAAAGUCCGCUGCCGCCAGUGUAAGGGCUGUAUGGCGGAGGAUUGUGGCAAGUGUAUCUAUUGCCUAGACAAGCCAAAGUUUGGUGGGCGGUCAGUGAUGAAACAGGCCUGUGUCGAAAGGAAAUGCUCAAACCCAAAGUACGCAAAAGUUGCAACGACAUUUGUGUUAAAAAACAUCAAGUCACGUGAUCGCGAGCCUGACGACGACUCCCACACGGACGGUGACGGCCGACACUCCUACUCCUCAAAGUCUUCCCACAAUUCAACAGGAGGAAACAACGGUGGGCGUCGCCUCCCAAUGGUGCAGGAUGGCGACGGCCGAUCGUCCAAUAACUCCAACACCCCCCCAAUGUCAAACGCCGCUCUCCAUGAUGGAAAGAAAGCGUCAUUGUUGUCACAAGCGAGACGAAUCGCCAGGGCCAAAGAAAAGGCAGUGACAUCCCUGCAGACACCUGGUGUUUCGCUCAAACCGAUCUCAACUGGUUCCAGACCCUGGAUGACCCCUUCAGCAGAUGCGCAUCUUCUCAUGGCCGACUUCAGGGAGAGCUGUCAGGUGGAGUUGGCAUGGCAACAGGGGAUGGCGCUGACCAUGUUGGCGCCGGCCUGUGUCAGGACUGUCUGCUACCUGUGUGGCAGUGCAGGGAAACACGAGCUGAUCUACUGCACGGCGUGCUGCGAACCAUUCCACCUGUUCUGUCUGGACUACGAGGAGCGCCCGGAGGAGGAGAACAUGGAAAACUGGUGCUGUCGGCGCUGUCAGUUCUGUAAUGUGUGCGGCCACCAGAACCAUCUCCUGCGAUGUGACCGAUGUCAGUCCACGUAUCAUCCCGAAUGUCUUGGUCCGAGCUACCCAACGCGGCCGUCCAAGAAGAACAUCUGGGUGUGUACAAAGUGCGUGCGGUGCAAGAGCUGUGGCGCCACCACCCCCGGCACCGGGACCAACGCCACCUGGACCUACGAUUUCUCCCUCUGCUACGAGUGCGGCAAACUCAUGGACAAGGGGAACUUCUGCCCGAUCUGUCACAAGUGCUACUCGGAUGACGACUGGGAGUCGAAGAUGAUCCAGUGUGUCAAGUGUGAGAGCUGGGUGCAUGCUCGGUGUGAGCAGUUGUCAGAUGAGAUGUACCAGCUGUUGUCGUGCCUGCCGGAGGAUGUGCACUACACGUGCCGGAUCUGUGAGAAGCAGCGCCCCGCCCCCUGGGAGCGGCUCCUGAGGGCGGAGUUCGUGGCCAGCCUCAAGACCGUCCUGUUGAACCUGCUCAGCAUGAAGUGUGCCCAGCAUUUGCUCAAGCGUGACGAGAAGAAGGAGAGAAGGUCUGCUGAAAAAAGAAAGUCUAGUCCAAAGGGCAAGGGCUCUCCUGCAAAGUGUGUAACUCCUGUUGCCAUGGUGACACAAUCCUCCACAUCCGAAGUGCUAUCCUCCCCACAAAACUUACCCGUGGCAUCCUCCCCCCAGUCAGACUCAGCGAUACAGGCACCAGGCACAAUUCCUGCUCAAACAGACUCUGUUGCCAUGGGAACUGAUAUUAGCGCCGUGCCUGGGAGUGUGUCCGAAAACCCUGUGAACACAAUCUGUGAUAGUGCUGUGAAUUGUGAAAAAGACACAGAAGAGAAAAUCUCCAUGGAAACGGAGAGGAAUAUUUUCAAAAUAAUUGACGAGUGUUUACUGAGUGACAAAGAGACUCCAGCGUUGUGUUGUGAUGCCACAAAGAUAGACAGCCAGGGAACAAGCGACUCCCUGAAACCUGUCGCCAGGGAUACAGUUUCCAUGGAGACGGAUAGUUGUGAAAAGAGUGAUUUAAGGAAGGAGGAUGUUGUCGAUGGAAAAUUCGAAAAACUAAGUUCCGAAUUGCCGGCAAGCGACAUGAUAGGCACGGAGGACGACCAGGAAUUGUUGUCGUACUUGAAAAGUUACGGCGAAAGUCCCGAGAGAGACACGGGUUCAAAGAACGACCACAGUUCUCAGGAUCAGCACCAAUCAUCCCUCAUUCUUCCAUCUGUCUCGGGUUCCGUGCUCGACAAGACGGACAGUGUCGCCGAAGCAGAAGGCAACAUAUCAGGGGAGACAACUCUCUCUGCCAGCACGCCCCCAAUGUUCGUGGAUACCUCCGACUCCAGCAUGUCGAUGGUGGUGCAGGUCGACUCGGUGGAGAAGCUUGCCGAUCCGCUAAAGUCGUCUGACUUGGAGUCCCUUGCCAGCAUGCAAACAGUGAACAAUCAGACGCCCACUAAGUCUGGGUCCGGGAGUGUCACGGUGAUGACGCCGGACUCGUCUGCGGGGAAAAAGAAAUACUGUGACAGCAGAGAUUUCCCGACGGACUUCGAAGCCGUGCGCGACAAGUUAGAGACCAAUGUCUACGAGAGUGUGGAGGAGUUCAGUGAGGACAUGGUGCACAUCAUCCAGACGGCGCUCAGCAACCCCGAGGAGCAGACGCACACCCGCAGGAAGGUCAACAACUCGGUCAGAUCCGUCUUUGUCAAGCAAAUGGAGAAGUGCUUCCCCUGGUUCAACAUCAACACUUGCAAGCUGUGGGAACACAACAAGAGUUUGCCAGACGGGAUGUUGCCGGAUGCGGUGCUGCCACCUAGCGGUGAUCACACGUACGCCCAGUGGCUGGAGAGGGAGGACCCGCCAUUGUCACCCCAACCGUCGCCAUUCAAACGAAUACAGUGCAGUCCCAUCAAGAAGAUGGUGCCCAUGUCCUCCAUUGAUGGCGACAGUGAGACGAGUUCCGUCAUGGCCAUGUCCGACUACGGAGGGGAUGAUCUCAGACAGUGUCUGCUCUGUUCGUCUUUUGGAGACGAUUUCCCAAAUGAUGCGGGCCGUCUGCUGUAUGUUGGUCAAGACGACUGGGUGCAUGUCAACUGUGCACUGUGGUCGGCGGAGGUGUUCGAGGAGGCAGACGGCAUGCUGCAGAAUGUCCACAUCGCCGUCGGCCGGGGACGCCAGAUGCGUUGCGACUACUGCAGCAGGUCAGGUGCCACGGUGGGGUGCUGUAACCGAGGCUGCUCCGCCAACUACCACUUCAAGUGCGCCAAGGCCGACCACUGUCUGUUCCAGGAGGACAAGAAGGUGUACUGCAAAUACCACACCACGCAGGUCGACGGACAGCUGGUGGAGGAAGAUGGGUUCCGGGUGUUGAGGCGGGUGUGUAUCGAAACACAGGGUCGCUACCAGAAGAAGACCUGGAACAAAGGGGUGCACCCCUCCACUCUCAACAUCCUCAUCGGUUCGUGUACCAUCGAGAGCCUGGGCUACCUGGGGCCACUGUCGGACGUCAAGGGAUGUCUCCUGCCCAUAGACUUCAUAUGUACGCGGGUGUAUUGGAGUACCCAGGAUGCACGGCGGCGGUGUGUGUACACGUGUCGGAUCGUGGAGAUGAGACCCAACCCGACCAGCCCGGAGGUGAAGAUCAGUGACAUGAGGAUCGUCCAUGAUGAAACCCAUCCCGAUUUUGUGCCCUUGGAUCGUCUGACUCCAGACGCCCUGGCUCUGCUCCACAUGCUCAGUCCUACCUCCAACACCAACGUCACAAUUAUGGCUGAGACAGCCGUCGCCAAGGUAACGGCCAGGGACCCGAACUCUGUCGUACACCAGUCCAGUAGCUACAGGCCAUCACAGGACAGGAGCACUUCCGUCUCCCUCAAAGAAUCCCCUGCCUCUCACACCAGUCUUCAGAAAGAACAAGUGUCGGAACCACAGCCGAAGUUUGAUCUCAACUUGCUCUCACCCAAUACAUUAAAAUACCUCAGUAAAGCUGAUGUGGACAGGUAUAUGGCGAGUCAGCCAAAACAGCCGGCACAGAAACCAGCCGAUGAUGAAUUUGGAAACCUUUGUAAGAUCGUUGACAGAUUAAAUGAGGCUGCUGGGAAGUCGGUGAAGAGGGCAGACAGUGCCGACCGGACAUUUAGAGCUGCAUCGCCUCCUACGAUGGUCAGAACCAAGCGGUCAUCAUCUUGUGAUAUUCAGCCAUACACACGAGAUGGCCCCAAAUCGUGUCAACCGUUCUCCUCGUCUCCUGCACCGAGGCCAGCUUCUGUAGCUUCCAUGCCAAUAAGGGUCAAGGUCAAAUCCAGUUCUAGUUUAGGACCCAAUGAGCCAAUCAGAAUAUCUGUUGCUCCCCAUAGGGCUCUGACUCCUCCGAUAGUAGAUCUCACUCAGGAGACAUCGGAUGUGAUUGUCCUUGAGGAUGAUGAAAACAAAGUCGUGUCAGCUUCAGACGUUACUGAUGGAGCUGCACCGAAUGACCUUGAAACUGAACCGAAUGACCUUGAAACUGAACCGAAUGACCCCCUACUUCUGUCCCCAGAGCAAGAGAUCGCACAGCAGGUUCUGGACAGCGUUCCGCCGGAGAUUCUGGAGAGCAGUGAUGGGCAGACGGUCGUCAUCAUGACGGACAACCCAGACAUUUCUGAGGAGGAGGCACUGCUCUUGGCUCAGGCCGCACUCAGCGAGGAGGUGGGUGAUGUCCAGGACGAUGACAUUCUUGGAGGAGAGGAACAGAAGGAGGGUCAGGAUGAAGGAGAGAUGGAAGUAGACGAUCAGAGGGAGGAAGAACCAAUCAGGAGGCAGGAGGAUGCUGGUUGUGAACAGGUGAAUGAGGCUGUAGCCACAUCUCACAGUUGUGAGUCUGAAAGAGAAGAACCAGAAAGUAAAUCCUCGGAGACUAUGGACGUCUCAGAAGACAAUACGAAUGCAACGGUUGAGAAAGAAACGAAGGAGAGUGAAACUGAGGGGAGAGUGACAAAGCCCACAUCUGAUGUACUUCCUGAGACACCAGCCCAAGAUGGGUUACCUUCUACAGGAGCUACUUCUAGUUCCGAUACACCUGAUGUGUCCCAAAUUCCAUCAUUGGCAGAUGUAGCCAGUCAAAAUAUUACCAAGAAUCCAAUGGAGAAUCAGACGGAGAUUCCUACACCAAAUCCUACUGAAACUCCUCCCGCCAGCCCUGUCAAGGAUCUUACUAAGAAUGUAACUUCAAGUUCAGACAAGGAAGAUCCUGAUUGUUCCACCAGGAAACUGGAAUCGAGUCCGGUUAAGUCUCCCAUGAGUCCUUCUGAUAAUCUUGCCGAGAGUCCUGCAAAGAUUUCUACCAUGAGUUCUGAGAAUCUUGAGCCAAAUACUUCUGAGAAUCUUGAGGUAAGACCUUCUGGGAACCUUGAGGCUAGUCCAUCAAAGAAUCUUGAGACAAUUCCUUCAAAGAAUCUUGAGGCAAGUCCUCCAAAGAAACUUGGGGAAAGUCCUGCAAAGAAUCUUGAGGCAAGUCCUGCAAAGAAUCUUGAGACAAGUCCUUCAAAGAAUCUUGAGGCAAGUCCUUCAAAGAAUCUUGGGGCAAGUCCUGCAAAGGUCCCUGCUGCGAGUCCUUCCAGAAAGCCUGCAGGGAGACCUGCAGUGAGUCCACCAACUCCAGGACACAAGAGGGAAGCAACAGGGGUCAUAGAUCGGAAGAUAGUUGAGCACCACGAAGAACGUGUCCCCAUCUACAAACAGGGAAUGCUGAUUGGCUGGAAAAUCAACCUGGAUGAUGUGAUGGAGGACAAGAAGGAUGUGAAGGAUGAAAUCAAGGAGGAGAUGGUUGACGUGGAGGAUGUUCAGGAAGAUCCUUAUCCAAGGAUGUCACUGCGUCCAGAACCAACGCAUCUUGCCGACAGAGAUGAAGAGACAUCUUCGGGCAUGAGGUUACCAGUGACGGUGACCCCACCCGAACAUGUCAAACGCAUUGCUGUGGACCAUACUAGAGUUGCCAAACGUGUCGUUGCUCUUGGUGAAGAUGACAUAGGAUCACAGCGACCAGGGACGAAUGAUGCGAGAGUUCAGGAUUGUGUAGGCGAGCUGACAGAAUCGCAGUUUCUGGCGUCAGAAGUGGGCAUUGAGAAGAUGGACAUCAGUGUGGAGGAUGUGAAGAUAGAGCAGGAUUGGGAUGCCGUGUCUGAAGAGCAGAAGGAUGAAGCGGAGGACAGUUCCGAGGAGCUUACUGUAAAGUUGGAGAUGACUAAAAUGACCCAAAAUGAGUCUGAGAUUCCAGAUGAUGCAUAUGAGGAGGAGAAGACCGAUGUCCCCAAUAGGACGUCCAUGAAGAAGGGCUGUGCUCCCCUGAAGACCUACCCCUUGCGACGCACGAGUCAGAGACUUGGCGAUGGUGGGGAGACGGGGAAACAAGCAGCGGAUGCUGAAACUGUGUCGGAGGAACUGCCACUUCAUGACAAGAUUGCCCGCAAAAUUAAAGCCGAGAGUCUGGCAAAGAGCAGUCCGGGUGUGAAAGGACCGUUCAAGUGUCUUACAUGUAAGAGGCUGUACCGAACCAAGGAGAGCUUCAACACCCAUGUCCAGAACUGUGACUUCGAGCUGAGCACGAGUGAAGACGAGGAGGAUGAGAACCGUCUGCGAGAGGAAGAGGAACCAAAGACCAGGUAUCCCGUUCGGUCCAGGUACAAGUCUGUAGAUAGCCAGGACUGUAUCGUCAAGCUGACCGACAUCAGUAAAGCAACAGAAUUCUCCAAGUACAACAAGACUGACAAAGACAGUGCACCUCCUGUGAAGAGAAAACCGGGAAGGCCACCCAAACAUAAACCUGUUCCUGUAAAGGAGAAGUUACCCGCGGUUGUGGAUUUGUGUGAAAGUGGAGAAGAAUCUAAGCAGGAUGAACCUGUCCGUCGUGGCAGAUCAUCCAAACGUCUGUUAAGUCCGCCCGAUGUCUCCGAAUCAAAGAAACCUGUCUCCCCGGAGAGUCAAGAACCACCACAGAAACGAGGUCGAGGACGGCGUUCCAGGCGAAGCGAUCCAGUCUCGCCCAACAAGAAAGGUGAAUCAGAGAACGAGAUGGACACCCAAUUAUCCCCAUCUGCAUCUGAAACCAGAAAAGCAAACGCUGAACUUUCUCCAACUCACGUGACCCCGAAACGGGGCCGAGGCAGACCCAAGAAGCAAAGCACACCCUCGGAGAAUACGGAGGAGGGUGGAUUGAAGACUCCCCCUAAGAUUGGACUGCAAAAGGACGAGAGUUUGAGUCCUGAGUUCCGAUUGUGUGAGGUCACUGGUAUGUUGAAGAACAGGAAGGGUGAUCUCAUGGAGAUACCGAUACCCUCGCCAUGCAAAACAGAUCAGUCGGUUACGCAAACGAAUGUUGAAAUUGGUAGUAAACCUUCUGAUCAGAAGUUGAUUGAAUCUGUGAAAUUGUCAGAAUCUGACCCAAAAUGUUCAGAAACAACUCAAUCGGUCUCUUGUGAUGAAUUACCUCGGGUCCAGAAAACUGUAUUUAACAAUUUAAAUGCUGAUAAGCUGCUGAAAGUGUCACCACAGGAUGUGAUAUCUGAACUUGACAUUGAAGAUCCUAUGGACAGUGCCUGUGUUAGGGAUGAGGAGCGGAACGUGUCUGCUGUGUGCCCUAAAGGAAUGACGUCUGCCGUGUCCCCUAAGGGAAUGACGUCUGCUGUGUCCCCUAAAGGAAUGACGUCUGCUGUGUCUCCUAAGGGAAUGACGUCUGCUGUGUCCCCUAAAGGAAUGACGUCUGCUGUGUCUCCUAAGGGAAUGACGUCUGCUGCGUGCCCUAAGGGAACGGCGUCUGCUGCAGCAGUGUCCACUGUGGUGAAGCGAGAUGUGUCCAAGGUCAUGGAGAUCCUGGAGGGUAAAAUUCAACCAAAACCAAAACCUGUAGAGAGUGCUGAGGACAGGGUUCACUCUCAGGUAGUAGAGCAUGCAUUGCACAAGCACAAGGUAGACGCUCAGCAGUGUGCGAAGAAAGCAGACGUCCAGAAUGUAAGGAAAGCAGACAUGCCGAAUGCAAAGAGUCUAGAACAGGCGUCUCGAAGUAUUCCCCACGAAGAUUUCGAGGUUGACAUAAGACGCAGGAGGAGCAGGGAUGAAAAUUCUUCAGAACAGUGUUCACACUUCAUGGACAAGGAAAAGAGUACAAAGCAGGUUCAGUAUUACAUGGUGUAUCCCCCAAAGGCUAAGAACAUUCCUGAACUGGACAACAUGUCGGGGCAAACUGACCCAGAGGCGAGAUCCGACUCGGGGUCGCUCCCAGGAGACAAGAGAUGCGAGACUCCCCAGGAUACGGGGAAAACAAGAGCGCUGAGUACCAAGCCUAAGAAUCAUGUUAAACAAAGUAAGUCUAUUGCCCCAGCAGUCCCACAUGUCUCCAAGUGUAUGCCUUCAACAAUCACAAAUCUUUUGAAUGCAGUCGGAAAAUCUGUGCCUCAUCCAAAUAUCCCACAACCCCUCACCAUUCCUUCGCCAGGGGGAGACAACUCUAGCAUCAUUGGACGCACGGCAGCUCAACAGAGGAAUAUUUUUGAAACGUUCCAGCCUCAGCCGAGUGUAAAUAUCCUUGGGAGUCCCCCUCUGGCUGGAGUCCACACGUCAAAUGUGCUGGAGAAUGCCGUGGCGCAGCUGAACCAGCCCCGAAUGUUGUCGGCCACAAUACAGACAACUUCGCAAGCCAUCCAUACUCAUAUGCCGCAGCCUCUCACCAUCAACACCAGCCCCCAGCAGUCCAUCACCACCUUCUCACUCGACCAGUGCCCCAACAUCAUGUCCAACAUUCCAGGACUUCUCCACAGGCCGACACUACCAAGCAUCCUCAGUCCCAUAAACCAACCUCACUACCAGGCCAACCUCCUUGGAACCAGCCCCACGACACUGCUGCAGUCCAACCAAACCCUGGGUCUUCUCACCCAGCAGCAGAGUCCUUCGAGUGUUCUAGUUCCUCAGAGCCAGCAGGUCCUGCCUCCGAAUCUUGUGUCGCAGCUGGGGAACCUCCUCCCGAGCCAGUUGACACCUCAGCAGGCCAGCGUGGUGUCCCGGCUCAACCUCCAGCAGCAGCAGCAGGGCGGGAUGGAGUACAUGGGCAGCUUCCUGCUGGACCCCAAGACUCCCCCGCAGCCGUACGUGUCUGUGUCUCAGGCGUCGCCGGUGCUGACCCCCUCCCUCACUCCACACCAGACACAGCAGAUCAUGAACCUGGUGUCGGGGUCUGUGUUGAACAAGGGGACCAUUGUGAACCAAAGCGUGGUGCCAUCUCCGGGGAUGCUUCACCAGCCCUUCGCUGGCCCCUCCCACGUCUCGCCGCCACCCAACCCCGUCAUCAGCGUGGUCCACUCCAGGGCCGACACCAUCCUCCAUAGCAACCUCAUCAGACAUCUGCCCGACGGAUGCAAGACGGUUGUGUGUAGUCACUCGGAAGCUUUGUCCAUGUUGAAAAAGAUCCUUCCUUCAACCAAGCAGGCAGGCGACGUAUCUGCCGCCACGACCCCAUCGGGACCGACCAAGGUCACAGUGAGUUCACCGAACCUCAGGAACAUCCUGAACGACAGUCCACUCAAAGGUGGCCCUGUCUGCUCAGCAACCCUCCAAGAAUCCACUGUUCGACCGCAUCACAUCGUCCACAAGCCCGGCACGGGGAUCCACAAGCCUGGCUCUGCUGUCAACAGCCGGCUGACGGUUCUCAAGAAAAUCCUGAAACCAACUAUCCUCCAUAGAAAGAAGGCAGCGAGUAACAUCACCCUGACCGCAGUCAAACAUCACCUUGCGCUCAGUCCGGAGAAAAAUGGUAUCAUUCAAGGGCAGAUCUCAAAAAACAUUUGCAACUCUCUCGAAGACCAUAUGCAUAGGCAGCAUGAGACGUCCCCCGUGAAGACCUCGACGCCUUCCUCCCACAUAGACGCAGGGCACACCUACACGAAGGUUUCGACUCAAGUCAAACAUUUGUCUAAGUCGGGAUCUGAACUUGUCACAAACCUCUCAUCCAAGAUAACAAAGAACCGACUUGGGGCCAAGGUCAAGAAAUCGGCCAUCAAGGCCGGGAAGGUCACGAAGAUCUACAAGAAGAACAUGGCGGGAGUCCGAGGAGGGGUCAAGCCUGUUGGAGUCAGGCAGAGGAAGAGUCAGCAUCGCCCCAGAAACAUCCAUGAAAAAUACAAACCAGCGAGUGCCGUUAGCCAUCCCAUGAUUCACCACCAGAAGGAAGUGAUGUCACUACCGCAGCCCGAGAUGGAGGAGGAAGUGCGUGAAACUCCCAUGAUGCCGUUCUUUGACAUCACCAAUCAUCGGCGGAGAUCGGAAGCCAAGCCCAAGGACGAGCCUCGACUGAUGUUUGAGAUCACGAGCGACGACGGCUUCCAGUGUUCCGGCGAAACGAUGGACGAUGCGUGGCGGCAGGUGACGGAGCGAGUUCAGGAUGCUCGGGCCGCUGCCAGGCUGAAGGCCUUGUCGUACGCCGGCAUGAACAGCGCCAGCAUGUUUGGCGUCAACAACAGCACCGUUGUGUACCUGGUGGAACAGCUGUUCGGGGCACAGCACUGCCACAAGUACAGCUUCCACUUCUUCCAGCACGAGGUCGAGCAGCAGGAGGAGGAACCUGCGGAGAACCCCAGUGGCUGUGUACGGGGCGAGCCGUUCAUGUCCCGCAAGCCGUACGACAUGUUCAGUUUCCUCAUGUCCCGCUAUCGCAGCAAGCCCAUGUCGGACGCAGGGCAGCAGAACGUUGAGAUGAUCCACAAGUCGGCCAGACGAGCCACCAGCAUGGACCUGCCGAUGGCGAUGAGGUUCCGCAAGCUGCAGGAGCACGCCAAGGAGGCUGUGGGAGUCUACAGGUCUCACAUUCAUGGCCGAGGGCUGUUCUGCAAGCGCAACAUUGACAGUGGGGAGAUGGUGAUCGAGUAUGCAGGGGAGGUAAUCCGUUCUUCCCUCACCGACAAGCGAGAGAAAUACUACGAGAGCAAGGGUAUCGGGUGCUAUAUGUUCCGUAUCGAUGACUUCGAGGUGGUAGACGCCACCAUGCAUGGCAGUGCGGCCAGGUUUAUCAACCAUUCCUGCGAGCCCAACUGCUACUCCAGGGUCAUCAACGUGGACGGCAAGAAGCAUAUUGUCAUCUUUGCCAUGAGGCCAAUCAGCAAGGGAGAGGAGCUGACGUAUGACUACAAGUUCCCCAUCGAGGAGGUGAAGAUUCCGUGUUCUUGUGGCUCCAAGAAGUGUCGCAAGUAUCUCAACUAACCACGGGCGUCACUGCAGCACCAUUGGCCAUUCUAUCAUGGAGAAGAAACACAAUGUGGAAUCCUACUAGUCAGCCUUGAAGCAAAACUGGUCUUGUGUGUUAUUCGAGAUUGCAUUCUUGUAUGAAAAUGUUCCGUCAGAAAUGAGGAGAAGCAAAAAAGAGGAGUCGUGUCUGCUACUGCAAUGAUGAAGUGAGAUUGUGUAUGUCAUGAGUUGAAAGGGGCACAGUUUCAAGGAGAAUUCGUUGGUCAAGGUCACACUGGAAGACUCUUUAAGAUGUUUCCAUGGGGAUGGUUGCCAUGGGGAUGGUUUCUUGAUUCCAUAGCAAUGGUGGAGUUGGUGGUGAUGGUCCAUGCUCAGACUGAAGUAACAGGUGUUUUUUGCAUCGAGUAUGAGACUGUUGAAAAGUUUGUGGUGUAUAAAAUAUGCAAGUGUUGAAUGUUGGACUCGUGUGUUGGCAGCUAGUGAUUGUCAGGUCCACGUACCUCACAACCGGGACACAGGAGCAGGACUUACAGCUUGCCAAUAACAGGUGCUUCCUGGUGGCCAAACACAAGGACGAUGUUGGAUUUACAGGGGGCACCUGUUUCACUAUGGAGAGAUUUGUGUCCAGCCUUGCUGCUUGACUCUGUGUCCCCAAGAAGUCUGUUCCAGGCUGGUGAUAGAUGUGGGGCACCUGUUUCACUGUGGAGAGAUUUGUGUACAGCCUUGCUGCUUGACUCUGUGUCCUCCAGAAGUCUGUUCCAGGGUCAGGCUGGUGAUAGAUGUGGGGCACCUGUUUCACUGUGGAGAGAUUUGUGUCCAGCCUUGCUGCUUGACUCUGUGUCCUCCAGAAGUCUGUUCCAGGGUCAGGCUGAUGAUAGAUGAGGGGCACUUGUUUCACUGGGGAGAGAUUUGUGUCCAGCCUGGCUGCUUGACUCUGUGUCCUCCAGAAGUCUGUUCCAGGGUCAGGCUGAUGAUAGAUGUGGGGCAACUAUUUCACUGUGGAGAGAUUUGUGUACAGCCUGGCUGCUUGACUCUGUGUCCCCCAGAAAAUUGUUCCAUGGCCAGUCUGGUGUUAGAAAUGGAUCUUGUAUUGUGUAGAAGAGGGAACAGUACCCAACAGAUACGGGAACAAAAGGAUUCAAAGUUCAACUGACAGGCACUUGUCCUGAAGUCUAAAACAGAUUCACAGCAUGACAAUGGGUGUUUGUAUUCCGAGUAAAUAUGUUUAAAGUUGUGACAAGCCAAGCCAAAGUUGAGACUGGAUGCAUGUUUCUGUCAGAACAAGCACCUGGUAUGUGUGAAGGUCAUGCAUCCAGUACUUGUCAGCCAGGGCCCUGUUCCUCAAAACGAUCUUAGCGCUAAGUUGAUCGUAACUCCUAUACUUUAACAUAGACUUACGACUGUUAUAGCGCUAAGAUUGCUUUGUGGAACAGUGCCCAGGAUUGUGUUGUAGAGACUGGCAGCCAUGGCUACAUUCACCAAGGCAGCUAUUACCAAUGGCGUCAGUAUCUUAUUCUCAAGCCAAGAGGGUGUCGCGGUGUACAGGUGGACACCACCAGGGUGCCGUUGUACAAAGCGAUCUUAGUACUAAGGUGAUCGUAACUCCCAUACCUUAACAUAGACUUACGACAGUCGUAGCGCUAAGGUUGAUUCAUACAACGGGACCGGGGUCCUUGUCAACUUAGUUUACGUUAGACCUGGCUCACAUCGAUGCCCAGUGAUGUUUGGUAGUGUUUAUGCUAUUCACCUGUAAUGGGAGAAUUCAUUAGCAGCUGCAUACAGUCACUCUUGUACAGGGUGACGACCGGGAUCAGGGUGUCGUUGUACAAAGCAAUCUUAUCGCUAAGGUCAGGCUUUUUAUAUUUUUAGGAUUACAGAUUUUUCAGCCUAAAGUCCAGGGUUGGAGGAGGGGGGAAAAAAAAGCCAGAUAAAAUCUUUUUUUAAUGCAGAAUGCCUCUGGGAUACUUUAUGAACAUAUUCUGUGCUCAAAAGACCGUCAUUUGUGACGAUAAAGCUCCUUGUAUCAACAAAAAUUCUACCACUCGCAACAUGGACAAUUGUCAAGGGAGGCUAUUCAUGUUCGGCUUCGAGAUCAACAAAGAUCAAUUAUGUAUCUCUUUAAGGGUUUACAAUGGUAAAUUAAUAUGUUUUUUACUAAAAGGUGAUGAUAACUAAUAAAAUAACUGACUACGCGGCUAUCGGCAGGGGAAAAAAAUGGAAAUCUGAGUACUUUAUUUUUACAUUUUCUCAAAAAUUAGAGUCGGCGGGUCCAUAUCCGAAAAAUAUAAAACGUCUGGCCUAAGGUGAUCAUAUCUCCCAUACUGGUACCUUAACAUAGAGUUACAACAGUGGUAGUGCUAAAGUUGUUUUGUACAACCGCACCCAGGUGGUCAGGCUCACUGACUUGGUCGAUCAUGUCAUUGUAUCCCACUUGCGUAGAUCGAUGCUCAUGAUGUCAAUCACUGGAUUGUCAGGUUUAGACUUGAUAAUAUGCAGGCCACUGUCAUAUUGCUCGAAUAUUGCUGAGUGCGGCGUUAAACAACAACCAAACAAACAAUCAAACAAAAACACAAUGCUAAAGAAACAUUAACUGUUUGGUCUUUAUCUAACGCCCAGCUCUUACUAUCAAAUUUUGCUCAUUAUUCAUGGAGGAAUCGUGGUAAUUAUAUACCAUAAUAUCACCUUCAAGUCUGGAGCCCAUAGUUUCAUUUUUGAUCUUCAUAUCUGUUAAAUAUGGAAAUAGGCUUAAAAUCGGAUAUUAAUUUUGGAGUGUUCUUCAUUCGAUGAAGUUGCUUCCUGUUCAGAUGUAAAAUCCAUGUAUAUUUUCUCAUUUAAAACAACUUAACAGUUAUUAAAAAAUAUUAAGUGAAGGGUGCCCUUUAUUUUGCCCUGGACUUAAUUUUGGAUAAAUAUUUUAAAUGAGAAUGUGUUAUGUUCCGUAAUUAGGCCCAGGGCUUAAAUGCAGGAAGCCUUGGUAAUGUGUUUGCAAGUAGAACAACUGGUUCACAUAUGUGAUGGCUAAUGAUACUCGUGGUUGUUUGGUUUCAGUUUAAUAGGGGGGCACGGGUGGCCCAGUCAUCUAAGGCGCCGCGAUUCGCUGUGCAGAGUUGCGUCCCUUGGGCACGCCAGAAACCUAUGAUUGUGGGUUCGAAUCCCGGUUCGCCCCGAUAAUGUUUCUAGGUUUGUCAGCUCGUGGGUUUCACCGAAGUGGUUAACGUCUGAGACCUGCAUCACUUUGGGCUUUCCUCCCACAUUAAGCUGACACACCGCAAUAUAACUGGAAUACUGUUAAAAGCGGCGUUAAACCCAACUCACUCACUCAAUUCAGUUUAAUAGAUUAUUAAAAAAAAACUUAUCAUUGUCAAAGAUUCAUGUGACGAAGGUUUGGUUUUAUUUGUUGUGCAGGGAGAUUUGAUCCUGAGGAACAGUUUUACUCUGUGCCAUUGAAGUAUUAUGAUAUACAGCAUAAUGCCCAGUUGACAGUUGCUACACUGUAUGAGAUGAAAUACAGUGUUGUAUAUAGCUGUGUAUAGUGUUGAUGUGCUAUGACAUUUAUAUACCACGGUUACAAUAUCGGAUGUGUUCAUAUAUGUGUGUUUAUGACUGUAACUGUGUACGUGUUGUCAGAACUAGAAGCAGGCACACCUCUUUCCUGCAAUAGUGCCCCCCCCCAUUGUGUGCAGGAAUUGUGUUGAUUCAUCGAGAAGAAAUAAUGCAUAUCAGUUUCCCAGAACUUGUGAGUAUCAGUGCAGACAAUCCAGUGAUUGACAUCAUGAGCAUCAAUCCACUGGUUUGUCUGGUCCAGACUUGGUCCAGGGGUCGUAAAUCGAUGUAUUGUAUCCAGGGCCUCGUAUCGCGAUACAGGGGUCGUAAAUUGAUGUAUUGUAUCCAGGGCCUCGUGUCGCGAUACAGGGGUUGUAAAUCGAUGUAUUGUAUCGUGGGCCUCGUAUCGCGACACAAUACUGUAUCACCGUUUUGUUACAACAGUAAAAGCCUCACUAAGUGAUUUGUUGUAAAUAAAUGGAAGUGAAUCUCAGACUACCAGUAAGGUGAGCCUGUCGUGUGAGACUGGUGUCCUGUGAUGUCCAGUGUACUGUAGCUCACCUACAGCUCUGUAGUUCAUUGUUAUAAGGAGAAGUGCCUUCACUGGUCCAGAUGCUGGUUCGCUAUAAUGUAGCAAACAAUAUCAAUUUUCAAAACACAAGUUGCUUGAAUUGAUUGUAACUGAAUUAAGCUGUUUGUAAAAUUUCUUACUAUGCUUUGAUAAUAUGAACUUUAACAAAACUAAAAAUGAUUUAUUUUGGAAAGGUAUGUGAUCAAAUAUAGAGUGUGAUCAACAGUGGUAUUUGGGAAUACCAUAUUCGAAAUAAUAAGCACCCAGGGCGCUCUCAAAAUUAGAAAUGGGGGUCUCUUUUUAGGAUAUUAUUUUGGUGAAAAACAACAGAGUUCAAAGAGCGUAAAUUUGGGGGUUUAUGCUGAAAUCUUUGUAAACGACAGAUAUAUUUUUCCAGAAUGUAAUUGCCCAUAAUUAAGGUUGCAUAUAACAAACGUAUUAUGCACGAAUAAUAAGCCUUGUGUACUUUUAUCAAUCGGAAGGGGUGCCAAUUAAUAUAGGAUUGUUCACUAGCCAGUAUAUUAACAUAUAUCGCCGUGGGCGCUUAUUAGAGCGGGGCGCUUAUUACGUCGAAUACGGUAGGUGUUGAAAGUCCCGACAAGCCCUUUGAUGUACAGGUCACAUUAGACUAGAGUUUUCAUAUUUUUGUUAUGACAUCAACUUGGCACAUAUUCUGCUUGAUACAACACAAUCCCAUUAAUCAUACUGUUGGUAAACGAUCAAGUUCAAUUAAAAUGUUUUUUACUGUCUGUAGUAAGCGAUGGAUGAUGAAGUUGUGCAUACUCAUUUCAUUUUGUAAAUCAGAAUGAGGAGAUUGCUGUGUGUGUUAAUGAAAUAAAGGAACCAUUGUUUUAUAUUCUCAGUUUGUCCCCCAACUUUGCCUCCACAUUUUAUGCAGAAACGUGCCUUAUACAGUUGUACUUUGAGUUUCUGGCCAGUGGGAUUGACAGGGAAUGUUAUAACGUUGUUAUAAGGUGGUGUGUAACCUAGUGAUUACUGAUAUAGUGAUACGUUGUUUUUCCCAGUAUAACUGUGUUGUGUAACAAUAUGUAUAUCCCACAGUGGAAUCUGUGGAGUGGUUCCUUCUGUCAACAUUUGCUGAUGGAUUGCUUCAAAUGUAGGACAAACUCCAUUUUGAAAAACAGGAAGGGGAGACCACUCCGCCAAGCAAUCUGUACUAAACUCCAUUUUGAAAAAUAGGAAGGGGAGACCACUCCGCCAAGCAAUCUGUACUUGCCAUGCAAUAAGCCUAUAUUCCCUGCUUUGAUAUACACACGAUGUAUGACGUAUUGUUCCACUUGAUAUAUCGGAUUAUUCCUCACGGGAGCUGUUAUUAGACCACGGAAGUCCAUCACAGUCAUUAUUUAUAUCUUGUGCAAGUUGCAUAUUAUUUUAUGUCUAUGGUUGUUGAGCGCGUGUAUAUAUGUAAAUAUGAACAAGCACCGAUCAGGGACGCCUCACCCAAGGAAGUCCGUGGCAUUUGUUCAUUAAAAGUGUAGAUAGUACACAUUGUUUUUCAUGAAUUAUCCAAAUGAAUCCGUAUAUAUUUUAUUAUGAAUCUCAUGACCAUAUGCACAAACUUACAUCGUAUCAAGUCUUAGAGAUGCUCGUGUUGUCACUCAUGUAGCCGAACAGUGGGAGUAACCAUGGUUACAGGUUACAAAAAUUAAAAGGGUAAUUUUAAGAAACAGGAUUUCGUUUAAAUAGCGUUUAUCAUUGUACAUUAUCUGCCAUGGAAUCUAUGAAUUCUGGGUGACAAGAGGAUCACAAUAGAAAAACCUUGUUAUUCCACACAGUUUGGCUUUUAUAACUGUCCAUACUGAUGAUGUUCCUGAGUAACAAAGUACAAUUAAGGGUGAAACAAUACAUCAGAUACAUUGGUUUUUUUUGUAUCGAUACAGGAUGAUACACUUGCUGAAAUAAAUUACUUGCUCCUCGUUCAAUGACCCCUGGCGUUUUUGUCAGUCAGAUAUCGCAUUGUAUUGUAAUUAGCGUUUUAAGUUCACAACUAAAAAUACCUGCUUCGAACAUGUGUCUGCAGCUAGCUUUCCUUUUGAACCUCCUCUGAAAUAUAUAUUGUCAAGACGUUUCCAUGCGAUUUGUGCAUCGCGAUACGUAACGUAUCGUUUCACCCCUAAAUACAACAUACCACCCUACAAAAACAAAUGUAUGCAUUUUAGAACAAAGUAUAUUUGGCAGCAUGAUAUUUAAUUAACGAUGAAUUAAAAUGUUCAUAUCCCAGUUAGAUUUGCUCAAGCUUAUUCUGUCUCAAAAUAUAUCAAUGCUCUUACGUUUCUGCAAGACUUGACACAAAAUGCAUCAAUUUGCCUUUUUUUUCAGUAUUAUGUAGGUUGAUAAUUUUGUUUUAAGUCAUAAUCAUGAUCCUAGUUUUAGAGAAACCACAGUGGGAUGGCAUUUGUUCAAGCCCCUAUAUAUACAUGAUUAUAUCCAGUGGUACAUGUAAGGUUUCACCCUAUGGUAUAACUGUACGUAUCACGCUGUAUGCAUACGAUAUCACACCAUUAUUUAACAGUUUUUCGUUGUGAUUGUGCAUUUAUUUCAUGUUUGCAACUUCCAUGCUUUUUCAUACAUUUUUUACUUGUUUGAAAAACAAUGUACAGACUAAUUUAUUGUAAAUAGUUGGACUCAAUUCGCUCGUUUUUAUCUCAAGUUGAUGUACAUAUGAAUAAACCUAUCUCAGACAA